GCCCCACCAUGGAUCCCCGGUUCCCCAACGAGUCGCUGCAGGAGCUGCUCUGCCGCGCCGGGAACGGCACCGGGAACGGCACUGGGAACGGCACCGGCACCGGGACUAACAGCUCCGCCUGCGACCUCCUCCGCAGGGGCCUCCGCGGGCCCCUGGCACCCAGAGAGCUGGACGUGGCGGUGCGCGUGGUGCUGUACGCGCUGAUCUUCAUGCUGAGCGUCGGGGGCAACACGCUGGUGGUGGCCGUGCUGGCACUGAACCGGCGGCUGCGCACCGUCACCAACUGCUUCCUGCUGUCCCUGGCGCUGAGCGACCUGCUCCUGGCGCUGUGCUGCAUGCCCUUCACCCUGCUGCCCAGCCUCAUGGGCGCCUUCGUCUUCGGCGAUGCCGUCUGCAAGCUCGUCGCCUACCUCAUGGGGGUGUCAGUGGCCGUGUCCACCUUCAGCCUGGUGGCCAUCGCCCUCGAGCGCUACAGUGCCAUCUGCAACCCCCUGCAGUCGCGCGCCUGGCAGACGCGGUCCCACGCCUGCCGCGUCAUCGCGGGCACCUGGGCGCUGGCGGCGCUGCUGAUGCUGCCCUACGCCGUGUACAGCACCACGCGCCCCACUGCCCCCCGCGCCCCCCGCCCGCCCCCCGCGCAGUGCACGCACCACUGGCCCAGCGAGCGCGUCCGGCAGGCCUGGUACGUCCUGCUGCUCCUCAUCCUCUUCUUCAUCCCGGGCGUGGUGAUGAUGGUGGCGUAUGGGCUCAUCUCCCGCGAGCUCUACCGCGGCAUCCGCUUCGAGCUGCACGUCAAGGGGGAGGCGGCAGCCCAGCGUGGUGCCGGGGGGGACGCGGUGCCCAGCUGUGACGAGGGGGACGGGUGCUACCUGCAGCUGUCGCGCCCGGGCGCGGCGCUGGAGCUGCGGGCGCUGGGGGCGGGCGCGCAGCAGGACCGGGCACGUGUCAACAGCUCGGGGGCCCAGCUGGCAGCCAAGCGGCGCGUGAUCCGCAUGUUGGUGGUCAUCGUGGCCAUGUUCUUCCUCUGCUGGCUGCCCAUCUUCGCCGCCAACACCUGGCGCGCCUUCGCCCCGCGGGCGGCCCAGCGGGCGCUCUCGGGGACCCCCAUUGCCUUCAUCCACCUGCUGUCCUACACCUCGGCCUGCACCAACCCCCUCAUCUACUGCUUCAUGAACCGCCGCUUCCGCAAGGCCUUCGGGGCCACCUGUGCGGGCUGGGGGUGCCGCCGCACCUGCCCCCGACGCCCCCCCAACGACGAGCCCCCCAUGGCCAGUGCCUCGCUCUCCAAGUUCAGCUACACCACCGUCAGCAGCCUGGGCCCCCCCUGAGCCAGAUCCCUGAGCUGGACCCCUGAGCUGGACCCCCUUGAGCACCCCAACACGAGUGCCUGGGGCCCCCUUGAGCCCCUACCCCAUGAGCCCAGUCCCCCUCAAGCCCCCCAUGGCCAGAGCCUCACUCUCCAAUAAUUCAGCUACACCACUGUCAGCAGCCUGGCCCCCCCUGAGCUGAGACCUGCCAGUUGGACCCCCUUGAGCCCCCCCACACCAGUGCCUGGGGCCUCCCCGAACCCAGCCCCCCUGAGCUGGACCCCGCCAGCCGGACCCCCUCGAGCCAGACCCCCACUUUGCCAUCCCCGGGUGCUGCCAGCACCCUCUGUGCCCCCCCGCUGCCUCCCAGCUCAGGGCACCCCGAGUCCCCAGCCCCCCUCCCUUCCGUGACCCCCUCACCCACCAGCCCCACUCAGCCCCCCGCCCCCAGUCCUCGUCUGGGUGGGGGCGAAGGGCGAGGCAGGGGAACGCUCGGGGCUGGGCAGGCUGCAAGCGGGGGGAAGUCAAGGCGCCCACAGCCCGGGGUCCCCCUG
Lepidothrix coronata (blue-crowned manakin) is the source of this 1861-nucleotide messenger RNA. RefSeq names its product cholecystokinin B receptor (gene CCKBR). Gene Ontology annotation, biological process: phospholipase C-activating G protein-coupled receptor signaling pathway. The record is from RefSeq and is a predicted model, not a curated record. Gene Ontology annotation, cellular component: plasma membrane. Gene Ontology annotation, molecular function: gastrin receptor activity; cholecystokinin receptor activity. The transcript is spliced from 5 exons. Bases 9 to 1328 code for a protein of 439 amino acids. Lineage: Eukaryota; Metazoa; Chordata; Aves; Passeriformes; Pipridae.